This is a messenger RNA of Arctia plantaginis, 261 nucleotides long. The record is from the annotation of a GenBank genome assembly. Lineage: Eukaryota; Metazoa; Arthropoda; Insecta; Lepidoptera; Erebidae.
AUGACCACUGACGGUGCAAGUGUCAUGGUAAAAGUUGGCAAACUUGUAUCUUGCUAUCAACAGCUUUGUUUUGCACACGGUAUACAAUUAGCUGUGGUCGAUAUCCUGUACAAAAAAAGGGUCGAAGGAGAUAUAGAACUUACAAAAAAGUCGUUGACCAUUUUGGAUAUUGAUGAUGACGAAAAUGUGGCCGAAAUAAACGAUGUAGAAGGUUUGACAAUAACUAUCGAUAGACAACCCGCAGAUGUGAUUCGAGUAUAA